This is a messenger RNA of Fulmarus glacialis (Northern fulmar), 1774 nucleotides long. RefSeq names its product glutamate receptor ionotropic, kainate 3. The record is from RefSeq and is a predicted model, not a curated record. Gene Ontology annotation, biological process: monoatomic ion transport; modulation of chemical synaptic transmission; synaptic transmission, glutamatergic. Gene Ontology annotation, molecular function: transmitter-gated monoatomic ion channel activity involved in regulation of postsynaptic membrane potential; kainate selective glutamate receptor activity. NCBI's taxonomy places the organism in Eukaryota, Metazoa, Chordata, Aves, Procellariiformes, Procellariidae. The transcript is spliced from 9 exons. The annotation marks the transcript as partial. Gene Ontology annotation, cellular component: plasma membrane; kainate selective glutamate receptor complex; presynaptic membrane.
GCCCAAUGGGAAGGAUUAACGGGACGAAUUGUCUUUAAUAAAACUAGUGGUUUACGGACAGAUUUUGAUUUGGAUAUCAUCAGUCUCAAAGAAGAUGGUCUUGAAAAGGUUGGAGCGUGGAGCCCUUCUGAUGGUUUGAACAUCACAGAAAUUUCCAAAGGACGAGGGCCUAAUGUCACAGACUCGCUGAGCAACAGAUCUCUAAUUGUCACCACUGUCCUGGAAGAGCCCUUUGUCAUGUUCCGUAAGUCCGACACAGCCCUGUUCGGGAACGACCGCUUUGAGGGUUACUGCAUCGACCUCCUGAAGGAGCUGGCCAUCAUCCUGGGCUUCACCUACGAGAUCCGGCUGGUGGAGGACGGGAAAUACGGGGCGCAGGAUGAGAAGGGGCAGUGGAACGGCAUGAUCAAGGAGCUCAUCGACCACAAAGCUGACCUGGCCGUUGCUCCUCUCACCAUCACCCACGUUCGGGAGAAAGCGAUAGACUUCUCCAAGCCUUUUAUGACCCUGGGCGUCAGCAUCUUGUACCGGAAGCCCAACGGGACCAACCCCAGCGUGUUCUCCUUCCUCAACCCCCUGUCUCCUGACAUUUGGAUGUACAUCCUCCUCGCCUACCUGGGGGUCAGCUGCGUGCUGUUUGUCAUAGCCAGGUUCAGCCCAUACGAGUGGUACGAUGCUCAUCCCUGCAACCCAGGAUCAGACAUCGUGGAGAAUAACUUCACCCUAUUGAACAGCUUCUGGUUUGGGAUGGGAGCGCUGAUGCAGCAAGGCUCUGAGCUGAUGCCCAAAGCACUGUCUACACGGAUCAUUGGUGGCAUAUGGUGGUUCUUCACCCUAAUUAUCAUCUCGUCCUACACGGCCAACCUUGCCGCCUUCCUGACGGUGGAGAGGAUGGAAUCCCCCAUCGACUCGGCAGAUGACUUGGCAAAGCAGACGAAAAUAGAGUAUGGAGCAGUGAAGGAUGGAGCUACUAUGACCUUCUUCAAGAAAUCCAAAAUUUCCACGUUUGAAAAAAUGUGGGCUUUCAUGAGCAGCAAACCCACAGCACUUGUUAAAAACAACGAGGAAGGAAUCCAGCGAACCCUCACAGCCGAUUACGCCCUGCUGAUGGAGUCAACCACCAUCGAAUACAUCACCCAGAGGAACUGCAACCUGACUCAGAUCGGGGGGCUCAUCGAUUCCAAAGGCUACGGGAUUGGCACUCCCAUGGGGUCACCGUACAGGGACAAGAUCACCAUUGCCAUCCUCCAGCUCCAGGAGGAAGACAAGCUCCACGUAAUGAAAGAGAAGUGGUGGCGAGGGAAUGGCUGCCCUGAGGAUGAGAACAAGGAGGCCAGUGCUCUGGGCAUCCAAAACAUUGGUGGGAUUUUCAUCGUUUUGGCAGCAGGCUUGGUGCUGUCCGUCUUCGUGGCCAUGGUGGAGUUCAUCUACAAGCUGCGCAAAACGGCGGAGCGUGAGCAGCGCUCCUUCUGCAGCGCCAUGGCCGAUGAGAUCCGGCUGUCGCUCACCUGCCAGCGACGGGUCAAACACAAGCCCCAGCCACCCGUCAUGGUAAAGACAGACGCCGUGAUCAACAUGCACACGUUCAACGACCGACGGCUGCCAGGGAAGGACAACAUGACCUGUAACACUGGAUUGACACCUGUGUUUCCCUAGGGAAUGGGAACAGGGGGGUGGGAGGGAAGGAACUGCAGCAGAUAAGGCUGAAUGAACUCUUAACUAGGGAAGAAAGGAUUAAAAAACAAGAAAAAAAAAACACAGAAAAAAAAAAAGC